Quercus robur (English oak) is the source of this 1320-nucleotide messenger RNA. Its product is annotated as ALA-interacting subunit 3-like. The record is from RefSeq and is a predicted model, not a curated record. Gene Ontology annotation, cellular component: endoplasmic reticulum; Golgi apparatus; plasma membrane. Lineage: Eukaryota; Viridiplantae; Streptophyta; Magnoliopsida; Fagales; Fagaceae. Bases 106 to 1167 code for a protein of 353 amino acids. The transcript has 8 exons.
AAAAAGAAAAUUACAUAUCACCCAUCCUUACCUAAACAAAAAGUUUCUCCUUAAAAUUUAACCCAUAAAAAACAGAGUGGUGUCGGGGUUUGUGUGUGUGGGAAGAUGUCUAGCAGAGGAGCAGCCAGCAGCUCUGGGGGCCCCCAACUGGGGACUUCAGAUUCAUCCAAGAGGAUUUCCAAGAAACCCAAAUAUUCUAGGUUCACACAGCAAGAGCUUCCUGCUUGCAAACCAAUUUUAACACCAGGAUGGGUCAUUGCAACUUUCAUCGCUGUUGGCAUUGUCUUCAUACCGAUAGGCCUUGCUUCUUUAUUUGCAUCACAACGUGUUGUGGAAAUUGUGCACCGCUACGAUGAAGAAUGUGUUCCUCCUAUUUUUAGCGGCGAUCAGCUUGCCUUUAUUCAAAGUAGUAUCACUAACAAGACGUGUACUAAGAAUUUCACUGUUCCAAAGCAAAUGAAAGGUCCCGUCUAUGUCUAUUAUCAGCUUGAUAACUUCUAUCAGAAUCAUCGUCGAUAUGUUAAGAGUAGAAGUGAUAAACAAUUGCGAAGCAAAGCAGGUGAACUUGAUAUAAGUACCUGUAAACCUGAAGCUACAACAGGAAAUAACUCUCCAAUUGUUCCUUGUGGCCUUAUUGCAUGGAGUUUGUUUAAUGACACAUAUGGGUUCUCAGUGAAAAACAAGGUGCUAAAUGUCAGCAAAAAGAACAUAGCUUGGAAAAGUGACCAAGAGCAUAAAUUUGGCUCUGAUGUCUAUCCAAAAAAUUUUCAGAGUGGAGGUUUGAUUGGGGGUGGCAAACUAAAUGCGAGCAUACCUUUGAGUGAACAAGAGGAUCUUAUUGUUUGGAUGCGAACUGCGGCACUGCCAACUUUUAGAAAACUAUAUGGGAAGAUAGAGACAGACCUUGAAGCUAAUGAUGAAAUAACAGUAGUUAUACAGAACAACUACAACACCUAUAGUUUUGGUGGCAGAAAGAGGCUGGUUCUUUCAACCACAAGCUGGAUUGGCGGCAAAAAUGAUUUUUUAGGAAUAGCAUAUCUUACUGUUGGUGGAUUCUGCAUUUUCUUGGCUAUUGGCUUCUUACUUCUCUAUGUGAUCAAGCCAAGGCCUCUUGGGGACCCAGCCUUCUUGUCUUGGAACAGAAACCCAUCAGGAAUAAUGAAUUAGGCUUAACUUUUUAAGAUAUGCUCUAUCUCUCAUGUGCUAAUGUUUUACUAUUAAUGUUUUUACAAGGCUGAGCCUAAUUUAUGUUUGCAACAUUCUAAUUUGAGUGUAUAGAAAGCCCUGCUGUUAUCAAUAUUUAUCUUUUUUAGUUAGCAA